AUGGCGUGGUACAAGGAAAACGUACUCUGGAAGAUUGAAAAGGCUUUCGCGCCUGGCUACGACCCCGCGCUGGACCUUGCAAAUAUUGGAAUCAAGCGUCCCAAAGAAGAAGGCACGUCGCUCAUGGGCGACGAACUCGACUGGGAUGCAGAGGGACCGUGGACGGAGCAUCUACGCCGAGAGGAGCAGGAUCUCAUUGACCGGAUCAUCCACGGAAAGGAAGUCGGACACUACUUCGUCCUGUUGGGCCCCAAGGGCACGGGAAAGACCACUAUGAUCAUCGACGCUAUGCAGGCCAUUCAAGCGGACGGCGUCGCCAUGUGCGACGCCCAUCCGGAUCUCGAAGUGUUCAGGUUACGCCUCGGGAAGGCGUUGAACUACGAGUUCAACGAAGACACUCAGACGGGUUUGUUCCAGCGACGCGACCCACGUGAAGCUGGUCCUUCGUUGGAUCUCGAACGCGCGCUGAACAAGUUGGAGAAGGUCGCCAUCAGGCAAGCGAAGAAGAACGGGAAGCCGCUCAUUCUUGUUCUCAACAACAUACACUUCUUCAAGCACGAUGGCGAUGGAGAGAACGUCUUGCUUCAGUUCCAGCAACGCGCAGAGGCAUGGGCUGCCAGUGGUAUUCUAACCAUGGUUUUCAGCACAGACGACGCAUGGCCGUUCUUCGUGAUGCGCAAGAACGCCAGUCGGAUGCACGUCGUCUCUGUCUACGAUCUGAGCACCAAAGAUGCCUUUACCGCCGCCGUGCGCAUGCGCAUGAACUCCAACCGCCCGAAGGCCACGUCUUCCGCGUUCCGCGAAGCGGUCGGUCUUGUUGGCGGACGACUCACCUACUUGAGCAAAGUCACGAAGGCUGCGGAUAUGGCGCAUCACGCACGGCACAUGCUAGCCGUCGAGAAGGGUUGGCUCUUGUCGCAAAUCGGCUUGAUCCCAGACUGCGACGACGACGUGAUGGACGAGCAGAAGUGGUCGAGCUGCUCGUGGCUGCUGUUGCAGGAGUUCGUGAAGAGGCGGCGGGCGCAGGAGGCUGAGAUGAAGGAGAAGAUUGAAAGGGGCGAGGCGUCGGAGGAGGACCUAGCGAAUAUGCCGUUGCCGAAAAUCUCAUACUACGAGUCGCGGCAGAUCAUGACGCGUGCGGACUUCAUGGACGAGCUCGACCGGAAGAACAUAAUCUCCAUCGACAUCAACCAUGACGUCACCCCUGACUCCAUGCUCGUCCUUCAUGCCGCGGGAGAGGUCGUCGACGAGGAAGGCUUUGAGGAUCUUCUUCAGGGUGUUCGCGACCGCGUUGACGAGAUUGAGAGCUUGCACCGUACGCGCGAGUUAACGUUCAAGGACCUCGACAAAGGCGACAGCAUCCGUCUCGCAGUCAACAAAUCGGGAUCGACAAGACUGCUUUGA
Messenger RNA from Epithele typhae, 1404 nucleotides. RefSeq lists its product as uncharacterized. The transcript is spliced from 10 exons. NCBI's taxonomy places the organism in Eukaryota, Fungi, Basidiomycota, Agaricomycetes, Polyporales, Epitheliaceae. The record is from RefSeq and is a predicted model, not a curated record. Bases 1 to 1404 code for a protein of 467 amino acids.